Vigna angularis (adzuki bean) is the source of this 1432-nucleotide messenger RNA. Its product is annotated as NAC transcription factor 25. The record is from RefSeq and is a predicted model, not a curated record. Lineage: Eukaryota; Viridiplantae; Streptophyta; Magnoliopsida; Fabales; Fabaceae. Gene Ontology annotation, biological process: regulation of DNA-templated transcription; system development. Gene Ontology annotation, molecular function: DNA binding. Bases 179 to 1282 code for a protein of 367 amino acids. The transcript has 3 exons.
CCAAAAUUUCACACACAUCCACCCCACCUCCCUUUCUCAAUCUUUUUCCAAACCCAAACAAACUCCCAUUUCAUCUCGCCGCUACUUUUUUCCAAUUUUCACGAAAGCAAAACCCACAUCACCAUAAACUAAGAACACCCUCAAUCAAAUCAAAAAACAACUUUCUUCUCCAAACUGAAUGCAUGACACAGAUACAAUUGAUCGUAAUCAUAUCAGUAUCAUGGACAGCACCGAUUCAUCUUCAGGCUCUCAGCACCCACACCUCCCUCCUGGCUUUCGCUUCCACCCCACCGACGAAGAACUCGUCGUUCACUACCUCAAGAGAAAAGCUUCUUCUACACCCCUUCCCGUCGCCAUCAUCGCCGACGUUGAUCUCUACAAGUUCGACCCUUGGGAGCUCCCAAGUAAAGCAACUUUUGGUGAACAGGAGUGGUACUUUUUCAGCCCGAGGGAUCGGAAAUACCCAAAUGGGGUUAGACCCAACAGAGCUGCUACUUCUGGGUAUUGGAAAGCAACCGGAACUGACAAACCUAUACUAACAUCUGAUGGGCACCAGAAAGUUGGAGUUAAGAAAGCACUUGUUUUCUACGGCGGAAAGCCUCCGAAAGGGGUUAAAACCAAUUGGAUCAUGCAUGAAUAUAGGCUUGUUCAUGAUUCCUUUAAUUCAACCUCAAAACCCCCUCCUCUUGUUCCUCCAAACAAGAAAAAUUCCCUCAGGCUUGAUGACUGGGUGUUGUGUCGAAUAUACAAGAAAAGCAACAGCAGCACCGUAACAAGGCCACCCUUGAUGGAGCAUGGAGAGGAGCUUUCAAUGGAGAACAUGCUUCCAACGAUGUCAACUUUGUCAAUGGCUAAUAACAAUACUCAAAACUCUAAACCUCCAUCUUCGAGGAGUACGAGUUAUGGAGCACUGGGACUUGAAAAUGAUGACAACUUCUUCGAUGGAAUCUUAGCCGUUGAUCAUCAGAGCAUGCAAAGUGGUUCUGAUUCUCACCUUUUCUCUCCAAACUCAAAGGGUACCAACUUUCCUAUGAAACGUGCUCUCACAUCACAACAACUUUGGAACGAGACAGGGUCUCCGGGGUCAUCUUCUUCAUGUAAGCGAUUCCAUGGUGAUCUUAACAGUGGAAGCAGCAACGCUGAGGACAAUGAUUCCUUUGUUUCCUUGCUUAGCCAGUUUCCUCAGAACGCAACUUUUCAACCAAACGCGAUUCAUGCCUCCGUUGGGAAUGGUGUGCAGAGGCAACAACAGUUUCAUCUUCCUGGUAUAAAUUGGAACUGAUCCAUGGUUAAUAUUGUGGUUUAGCUUAGAUUACACACACCUGAUGAAAAAAUGUCACACCAUUAUAUUUAGCACUUUAUGUUGGUCUUAGUAUUUUUCACUUGUAAUCAUAACAUGCAGAAAAUACGAAGAUAUCAGGCUUUAGAAAUA